ACCCCUUACUCUUGCAAAAUUAAAUUCUAACCCAGACUGUAAACAAAAAGUUAAUUAUUUAUUAAAAAAGUUUCUGCCUCAAAUAAGGUUUUCAAAUUAUUUCUAAUACAAGCAUUGUAUGCCGGACAGUGUAAAUUGCGUGAAAUAAUGACUUCUGAAUUCGCUAUAAAUGCAAAAGAUGAAGACACAAAAAUCAGAACGUCGCGUAAGAAUAAAAAUGUUUUGAUGGUCGACAGAAAUACUUUUUUCAAUGACUUAAUAAAGUUUCACGAGUCCCGCGGGACGCCUAUAAUAAAAUUUCCAAAAAUAGCUGGCAAUGGAAAGCUAUCCGAUGUAGAUCUUUACAAGCUCUAUGAGAUUGUUACUGGGAAAGGUGGAUGGAUGAAAGUGAAUUCAAAGAACGAGUGGAGUGAGAUUGAGAAGGAAAUUGGAUUUCCAGAGAAAUGUGUCAACUCCGAAUUAGCCCUCAAACAUAUCUACAUCCGGUUCUUUGACAAAUAUGAGCGUUUCAAUUUUCUCGGCGAAGAAAAAGAGAGAAUCGAUGAAGAUGAAGAAGAAAACCGUCAUAAACGUUGGUCAGCAAGAGCACUUCAUUCAAUUCCUCAUUCAUACAAUCACAGCCAUCACAACAUUUCGGAUUCUGUUCGAGCUAACAGCAAACUUUCCAAUGAUUUAUAUCAGUCAAGUGAAUAUGAUAAAUUAACGCUCUCAUUGCUUUCACCAUUGCCUAAUGAACAAGAUUUCUCUAUCAACGUUCUCACACUGAUGAGUAAUGAAUGUAAGCAGACUCUGAGACUCGGAAAGUGUCCUCGUCUAAUCAGCAUUCUUCUCGCUCAUGCCGGCAUCUUCGAACACUUUAACCUACGUGAAAUGUUUUGUGAAUUUUACAUCAAUGUUCGAGGACAUUCACAAGAUCAAUUUUGGAGUGAUUUGUUGAUUGACAAACCUGAUCUCACUGAUCUUCUCUACGAAGAUGGUCUAACGAAUGAAGAAGUGUUUCUUAACGAUGAGAAGAUGAAAGAUCUUUAUGGAGAGAAGGAUAAAUUGACAAAGGAGGAACUUAAAGAGUUAUCGUUUCUAGGAUUGAGACGUGGAAUGGGAACGCAAGACUACAUUGGACAAAGAGUGCAUCAAGUCACAUCAAUCAUAAGAAAUUUGAGUUUCUUUGACGAGAACUUGUCGAUAUUAGCUCGUAAUCGAACUCUUAUUCGUUUUCUAAUUUUAACAGCGAAUAUUCGUUGGAAUAAUCUUCACAUGAGCGCACUUGAUGUUCUUGGAAAUAUCGGAUCAGAAAUCGAGUUGAAAGAUCCUUUCGCUGAUAUUUCAUCACGUCAUUUGUUUGGAACGAUUUGUGAUGGACUUGAAGGCAAUGAUCGUGCUGUGAUCAUCAGUUGUUUAGAGAUUCUCAGCAAACUCUGUCAGAAUGAAGCGAAUGAAGAUUUUCUUUUGAAACAUUUGAAUAAGAAAAAUUACGAGCAAGUUUGCAUAUAUUUGUUGGUGCAGGAUAUGAUGUUGCUAAUUUAUACACUCGAAUGCGUUUACUCAUUGACAUCGUUGGGUGAAAAGGCUUGCAAUAGUAUCGUUGACAUUCAUGGCGUUAUGGACACUUUAGUGUCGAUGAUUACAAUCGAAGCACAAAGUUUAGGCCCAGAUUCCUGCAUUCAAAUGAAAGUCGUCGAAACAGUUCCAACUCGAAUGCUUAAUAAUCAAUCUCAACGAACAUUACCACAUAAUAUUAUUCGCAGUGAUCAUCAGACAGCAACAAGGACGCCAACAACUUAUCAGUCACCUUCAAAAUUCGUGCAACCAUCGAUGGAAAGUCCUUCACGUGCUGAUCAACUUUUAAAGCAAAAUCAACAACAAUUAGUUCAGGAGAAUGAACAAUUUGCACUUGCAUGGAUUCGGAAUAACUUUGAACUGUCAUCACGAUUGAUGGUGAAGAUUGAAGAACAAGAUAUGUAUCGAAUGUAUGUUAAUGCAUGUACAAAAGUUGGAAGGAAAGGUGCUUUGACUCAAAUCCAUUUUCCACGUUGCGUGCGAUCAGUUUUUGGUGGAAGUGUCGGUCCAAAUCCUGGAAAUUCUGACACUGGUGGAAGUGGCAAUGAGAAACCCUUAAUGUACUAUUGCGGUAUAAAACCAAGAGCAACGACGAUUCAUCAAGAGCAGCAAUCAGCCACAAAGAGUGAAAUGAUCGUCAUUCAUCCACCUAAAUCAUCAUCACCAGCAUCACAAACGUUUAAGAACGAAGAAUCUGCGUUAAUUGCACAGUUAAGUGGAAAGCCAACGCCAACAUCAUCAACAGCAGCAGCAUCGAAGACUCCAUCAUUACUACAGCAAGUAUUGUCAACGAAUCAACAACAUUUGACGUCAACACAAUCGUCAGCAUCUGUUUCGAAUGCGAUUGUAACGACACCAACAACUACAUCAUCAUUGAUUAAGAGUUUGUUGGCAAAUAAGGUAACGACUGCUAGUUCAGACACUAAUAACAUGCCCACAGCCACUGUGAGCAUGACUUCAUCAUGUGUGGUCACAACAAAUGUCAAUAGUUUGCAUCAGGUUGCACAACGACAAUUUACACAAAAGCAAAAGCAACUUUCAGAGCAAUUAAGCGUCGGUGGACAAUCGCCAUCCACAAUUCUACCGUCAACAACAAAGUUAGUUGUUGCAGGGUCACCUGGUGGUGUUGGAAGUUUGAAGAUUGGGAGUUCAACUAUAUCAAUUAAGCCAGCAACUGUUGAAGUAACAAAGUCGGCUGUUGUGACAACAAACGAUCCACCACCAUUAGCACCUUUGAGUGUUCAAAGCAAUAAAUUGAAGUCUUCAAUUACGAUAACAAAUAACGUUGACGCUGCUAAAAUGUUGGUAUCACCAUCUCAAAAGAUUACAGCGAAUAAGAUGCUCGUUGAUUUGUUAGAUAAAAAAGCUCCUGAGCCGCCAGUUUUUGGAGCGACAACAAUCAAGAGAAAGAUCGAUAUGGACACUGAAGUCCCAGCAAAAAAAGUUGACUUGGAAUCAGUUGAUGCGCCAGUUACGCCGUCGCCGAAAGCAGCUGAUCUGUAUGCAAAAUUAGCCGGUUCCAUUUUGGAAGAUGAAGAAAUGGAAGAUGAAAUCGAAAAGUCAAUUCCGACGAAGAUCAUUGAGAAGAAAGUGAUUGAAGUGAAGGCAGGAAGUGGCAGUCAGCAACAACAGAUAAUAAGUUCAGCGCCAGUUCAACGUCAAAUCAUUAUGGGACCGAACAAUCAAGUAAUUCUGUCACCGCCAGGCGCUUCACAUCAUCAUCAUCAUCAUCAAACGACAGCAACAAUUAAAACUGAUUCGGGAAUCCAAACUGUUCCAAUAAUCUUGCAGAAUAAUUCCAUUCAAGGUUUGCCUGGUCAAACGAUUCUAAAUCAAGCACCGCCAACGCAAUAUAUUUUGGCGACAAAUCAACAAGGACAAACUUAUGUUGUGGCACAACAACCAAUUUCCCAACCACAAAUGCCUCAAACAGUUCUGCUCGCUCAAACACCGAAUCAACAAGGAACACAAACAAAGACAAUCAUCAUUCUUCAACAGAAUCAAGGACAACAAAAUCAAUCAAGUGGCAUUCAACAAAUUCAAAUGACACAGCAGCAAGGACAACAACAGAAAAUUAUCAUGACCCCUAGUGGUCAGCAAGUCAUUUAUUCAACUCAACGACAAUUUGGUCAACAGCAGCAGCAGCAGCAACAACCACAAGUUAUUCAAAAUUAUCAGCAAAAUGUCGGCGGUGUCAUUCAUACGACAAUGAUGCCAAGUGGCACAACUCAAUCAUUGACAAAUCGUAAAAUUGUAUUCACAAAUAAUGCAGCUGCAGUUGCUGCUACUGGUGGAGGUGCUAGUGGUGCUGGUGAGAAUGUAACAGCAACAGCAGGUGGUGCAAAGAUUAUCCAAACAACAAAUACACAACAACAGCAACAUUCAUUACAAACAAUAACUCAGGGACAGAAUAUUAUUUCACCAUCACCAUCAUCCAUCAUAACAACGCAAUCUGAAAAUAAAUCAAAUGACGAUGAAUUAUUGAUGAAUGAAACGACAUCAACAAUUACAACAUCGAUGACGACAACGACGACAGCGUCUUCAUCAGCAAAUAACUCAGGAUCAUCAUCGCCAGCUCCACAACAACAGAAGCAGCAAGUCUCAAUACAAAUUCCCGUACCACAAUCUCAAGUUGUUGGGCCAAAUGCUCAACAAUACUCGAUUAAAAUCAUUCCAUCAAUGGAUCCAACAAAAGUUAAAGACGAAGAUGUGGAAAUUAGUUGGCCUUUUGUGUGUGAUUGGCGUGGAUGUCCGAAGAAGAAAUUUUCGUCAGCAAAUGAAGUUUAUUUGCAUGCUUGUGCUGUUCAUUGUCCAUCGCUUGACGGUACACCAGAUUUGUUCUGUCAAUGGGGCGGUGGAAAUAGUUUAUGCGAUAAUCUUCCACGUAAACGUUUCUCGCUUAUGACUCACAUCUUUGAUCGUCAUUGUACAGCUGAAGCUUUUAAAAUGGCAGUUCAGAAACGAAUAACAGCCGUUGAGAAUGGUGUGACGACUAAUGGAUCGAAGCAACCAUAUCCAGUCACACUUGUACGUCAACCAAACAAUCCACAAUCAUUAACACCCGCACAAAAUGAAAAUCAAAACUUAUUAAAUGGACCGACAAAUAUUCAAAAUGCGGGCGCUGCUGCAAUGCAAGCAAUCAAACGUCAUUCAAUAGAAUUUAAUAUUGCGAAAGAAAUGAUGGAAGAGCCAGAAGGAACAGUAACAAAAAGUAUUCGACUAACUGCUGCUUUGAUUUUAAGAAAUCUUGUAACUUACAGUAACCAUGCUAAAAGAGCACUUCGCUACCACGAGUAUCAUUUAUCGCAGAUUGCUUUAAGUAACAAUGAGUCAAAUCGAGUCAUCGCACAGGUUCUUUACGAGAUGAAUGAACAAAUUUCACCGUUUUCUAGACCAUGAAAAAUAUCUCAUGAAUUAUCUAAGUACUUUGUAAUUUAGUUAUGUCUUCUUUUCCUCUUAGUUUUCUUUUCCUUUCUAGAACAUGAUUCAAUAAAGAGACAAAAUUUUCAUAUUAAAAGCAAAAUAAAAA
Messenger RNA from Clunio marinus, 5086 nucleotides. Lineage: Eukaryota; Metazoa; Arthropoda; Insecta; Diptera; Chironomidae. The record is from the annotation of a GenBank genome assembly.